Panicum hallii is the source of this 1442-nucleotide messenger RNA. RefSeq lists its product as uncharacterized. The record is from RefSeq and is a predicted model, not a curated record. The transcript is spliced from 6 exons. Bases 51 to 1385 code for a protein of 444 amino acids. Lineage: Eukaryota; Viridiplantae; Streptophyta; Magnoliopsida; Poales; Poaceae.
CUCCACCCCACCCUUCCAAACCAGCUGGCCGCGGCCGAAAACCCCCGAUCAUGCCGCCGCCGGGCAAACCCUACACCCGCUCCGCCGCCGCCGCGGCCGCGCCCGAGGCCGACAAGGUCGACCCCGACUACCUCUUCUUCCUCCAGCACGUCCGCCUGGACGGCGACGCCUACGCGCUCUACAUCCCGUCCGAGGACGGCGUCUCCCCUCCCGAGGUGAUCAGGUACGAGCAACCCCUCCCCGGCAGCAAUGUCGGGGACCCCGUCGCCGGCUCCGAGUACGGGGGCCAACGGGGCCCUCCCCCGUCGGAGGGGGACUCCUUGGCCGCGCGCAAUUCCCCGCACGCGGCCCCGUACGGCGCCGCUUCCCCUCGCUCUUCCGGCGGCAAGCGCAAGGCCCCAGAGCCGAGCCCCCGCGUCGAGGUCCGGAGCGGCGCGGUCCCCGUGGAAGAGGACCCUGCGCCGGCGGCGCGGGAACCCGCUUGGUACGACUCCCGGCCUGGCAUCGACGAGGACUACCGCCUCUUCCUCCGCCACGUUCGUGUGGUGAAUGAAGGCACAGCCGUGGUGAAGAUGGGGAAUGCAACCAUCCUUAUGGGGAACGAGCCGUCCGUAGACAAUAGCGACGCUGAGGAAGAUGAAGACGUGUCCAUUCUUGCGUCAGGGCACUCAGGGGAGGACAGUGUUGGUACGGAAGAGGAGGAGAACGUGGACGGAGAGAAAGAGGCGGGGCUUGAUUCUGAUCUGCAGAUCGUGAACGUCUUUGACUUAGAGGUGAAGGUGGAGGAGGUGAGCGAAGAAGAGGGCGAGGAGGACACGCAGGGGAAGGAGGUGGGGCCUGGAUCAGAUUUACAGAUUGUCAAUGUUAUGGAAUUUGAGAUGGAGGAGGACGGAGAGAAUUUGAGUGCGCCAAUCAAGGGAAUAACAGAGUCACAGCCAUGUAACAGGGAAGCAAGCUCAAGCAAGGGACAUCCGGCCACACCUCACAAUGCUUCGGAAUUACAAGGCGUUAUAUGGCCCCCACAUAUUAUUGAGAGGCCAAAUUCAAUUUUCAAAAAAGAGUUGAUGGAGAUUCUCAACAAACCAUUUAAACAGGAAGAAUAUGAUAGGUAUGUUGCCCUGGCCACUAAUCGCAGUCCGAUUGUCAAGGAACGAAGGACCCGUAAUAAUGUGGUGUACUAUCCCUGGAAGCAUGAGAUGGGCAAGUCAUACUUUGAUAGUUACCCAGAUCUUGCCGAGCAAUUCAGACUCCAAGACAACAACUAUCCCAAUCGCUUGGCUCUUUUGCGUGGGCUUUUCUUCUGGUUGCAGAAUGUUGGGCGAGAAGACCAAUUCAGGCCAUGGACAGAUGACUUCAAAAGAUACCGAGUUGUUUCCUUCACGUGAGAGGGUUACCCAUACUAGCUGAAACUCCCUCCUGUUUCAGAAACAAAGUCUUUUCUU